Molecule: messenger RNA, 3220 nt
Organism: Linepithema humile (Argentine ant)
Lineage: Eukaryota; Metazoa; Arthropoda; Insecta; Hymenoptera; Formicidae
Product: putative leucine-rich repeat-containing protein DDB_G0290503
Molecular function (GO): protein binding
Source: RefSeq, a predicted model, not a curated record
GCCAUAAGCCAAAACAACAUUGCCGCUACGUUCAUAAUCAGUCAUGAUGUAAAGAUAUGUAGAGUCGGAACACGCCGACUCGAUAUGCCUUGACACCCGUGCAAGUUCAUGUGUUAAGGCAUUGACCAAAUGUACGUUACGUAUACGAUGGAGCACUAUAUGCAUGCGUUCAGUGAUACCAAUUCGAGCUCGCUGGUACUAUAGAUACCCACACAAGCGAAAUUGCUGACGUCACAUGUCCGUGUGGCUCGGCGAGCACACACGUGUGCGCACACGUACGUGUGACGUAAGCAAUUCUCGCUUGUGUGCAUGCUUCCCCCUACCACGGAGCCCUGGUGCUGGCCGGCUCGAGUUUGCAUCACUGCAGCGAACUCAAAUUGGCAUCACUGUGCAUAUGAGAAAGGGGAUGACCCGGUUUUACUAAAAAAGCGCGGUGAUUCCUGGUGAUUCCUGUACAUGAAGUGUUGAACAACACCAGAGUAAUUACGAAUUUCAUUAUUGUAUUUUAUGCCACUCUGAGUAUUUGAGAUAUCUUACGUCGGAAAGUGUGACGCAAACGAUAAGCAAUUCUAUAUCGACAUAUGAGGAAUGGACCAUUCUGCGGAAUCUACGCCGUCAAAGAAAAUAUGUAUUUCGGAAAAUGUGAACGACAUGCAAUUGAAAGAAUGUGUGCCCCAGCAAUUGCCUAAUGCAAUAAAACAAAUGGAUACUACAAGUUGGAAAUUACUACAAAUGGAUACUACAAAAUGGAAAUUCAAGAAAGAAAAACUUUCUCCGCCAAAAUUAACAAACUUUGGAAGCCACAUAGUUUCUAAUGGGGAAUACCAAGUUUUAAAUAAAUCACACAAGUUAGAAACUGUAAAUAAAUUGCAAAAAUUAAGAAUAUUGUCUCCUAAAGGACGAGAUUUAGGGGAAUUUAAUGUGGAACUGCAGGCUAAUAAUCCAUUAAAAGGAAAAACAGUUAAAAUAAUUAAAUCAUCUGUCGAAAAAGUCCCAAUAAUUUCUUUAUCAAAUAAAAAAUUACCAUUAGUAUGUAAGCAAAACACUCCUAAAAUAUCACAAAUUAAUUUGGUACCAAAUAGUGAUUCUACUUGUCACAAAACUGUAAUAACUGGAGAAAAUAAAAUAUUGACAAGCAUACUAACAUCACCACCGCAACAUUGUGUAAAUCUGCCAAGAAAUGAAAUAUUGACAAAUAGUUGUACUGCUGAGAUCGAUAAAGAAAAGCAACUACGUAAUAGUGUUAUUACAUAUUGUGAGAGUGAUAAAGCUUCUACAAGUGGAAUAAAUUUAAAAAAUUCUGUGUGUGAUAACAAUGAUAUCACUAAUAACAAUGAACAGAAUCACAGUGAGAUAAAUAAUAAAAACAAUUAUUUAAAAAUUAAAGAAGUGACACCCAAGAAUAGUGAAGUUUCUACAGAUGCAAAAAUACCGAUUCACGCAGAAGUUAAUAAAUCACAAUUCCUUUUAGUAAAUUGCAAAAAGCAAGAAAUAAAUUCUAGUAAUGAACAAUAUGGACAUUUUAAAACAGGAAAAGAGUGUAUUGCUGUUAUAAAAAAGACGAAAGAUGGAAAGAUAAUUACAUCUUUAAAGAAUGUUCGCAAGAUUGACAAUUUAAAUCAAGAUAAUUUAGACAACAACAAAAAGAGGUUCUACAAUGAGAAAGUCUCAGAUAAUAAAAAUAAUUUAUUUCAAAUUAAAUCUAAAUUAGAUAACACAAAUAAUCAAGUGCACGAAGUUAAAACACAACAAAAUGUUAUGACAGUUAUACCCAAUAAUGAAAAAUGUGUUGAUCAGAAUGCAGUUUUGUCACAGCAUGAAUGUGAUGCUGCUGUAUCAUCUGCAAGUACUAUGACUAUAGAUGAUAAAAAAAAAAUAAAACAAGAUACAAAGAGAGACAAGUUGCGAACUAAAAGAAUCUCACAAAAAAUAUUUACAGAUUGUUUGAAUGCCACAGUCGAUAAUCAUACAUGUAAUUCAGAAAUACAACAUGUUGCUGAUAUUAGCAAUACAAAUGUACAAUCUAAUUUACAAAACAAGACUUAUCAGAAAGACUAUCAUGUGGACUUAUCAAAUCAAUAUGAUAUUAUUCAAAAAGCAAUGGACAGUGUAAAAGAUAAUGAAUUACGUGAACUAGCAAUGAAAGCUCUAAUGGAUUGUGGAAUUGGAAUUCAAAGAUAUAUUCCUGUACAUUCACUAGAACAACAUAAAUCUGUAUGCGAUACGCAAGUACAAACUGAAGUAUUUGGUUUACUCGAUCCAAAAUCUUUUAUAUUAAUAAGCAAAGAUAUUGACAACAUUAAUAGAAUAAAUCAAAUCAAUUUACAAGAUAUAUCUGAUAGUCAAAAUUUAUUGUCAACAAAUGAUUUAUAUUCUCACGUUGAUUCUACAUCAAAAAUUUCUGAACAAGAUAUUUUUAAUGUAAAUUUCUGGAAAUAUUUUGAAGAAAAUUUGGAUGUCACCAAAAUAGAAACUACUUUAUCGGGCAAUGAAAAAUAUAGAAAUCUUGUAGAUCAUUUACAAAAGGACUUUGAAUCUGUUAAACAAUAUGAUCAAAACGGCAUGUUAAAUAUACAUAACGCUGUUAUAAGCAAUAAUAUUCAUCUUGUUCAAAGACAGCUAAUGAUACUUAAGUACUGUAAAGAAAGCGUCGAUAUAUUAACUAAAGACGAAUUGACAAGUUUAGAAUUGGCAAUUAAAUAUGAUAUACGCAGCGAAAUCGUAAAAUUGUUAUUGGAGGCUGGAGCGCAACCAGUGAUACCGAAGUGCAUACGUGAAUCGGCAUUAAUUAUUGCUAGCAAACAAUCAUCACCGUUAUUGCCAAUGCUCAUUAAAUAUAUCUCAGAUUUUAAAUUACUCGAUCUAAUAGACUCAGAAGGUCUUGCAGCUUUACAUUAUUGCAGUAUGCAUGGUAAUUUAGAAGGAGUCAACGCAAUUUUAUCAGCUGGUGGAAAUAUAGAUUUAAAGGAUAAAAAAUCAGGACGGACACCUUUGUUUCAUGCAAUAGACAAUAAUCAUACAGUGAUAGCGCAAGCAUUAUUAAAAGCUGGUGCUGUCGCGAACAUUGCAAAUUAUGCGGGACAAACUCCUUUACCCAUAAUGACUGAUACGAAAUGUGCACCCUUCAGAAUAUCGAUGUAUACAGAUAAGCUAUAAUUUUUAAUCAUUAUCUUUAUCGCAAAUAUUUUAAAAAUGUAACGUCAAGUUAAAUUUGUUUUAU